AUGACCAGCGACAUCACAAUAAACCUUAUUGAACCAACAAUCCCCAAAACAGACAUCCCUGCAGUUCUUACCAUUGCUGGCUCCGACAGUUCGGGUGGUGCUGGCAUUGAGGCUGAUCUAAAGACCUUCACGGCCCAUGGGGUGUAUGGACUCACAUGUAUCACAGCAUUGACGGCCCAAAACACCAAUGGUGUUGCUGCAGUGGUCAAGACACCAAUGGACCACUUACGCAAGAUUCUCGACUUGAACUUUGACGAUUUUGUUGAAGGAUACGAUGGAGACGCUCCACUUAAAGUGGUUAAGACAGGAAUGCUUACUGAUGAGGCAGUUGAACUUCUAAGUCAAAAAAUCGACUAUUUGAACUCGAAGAAUAUCAAAUUGGUCAUGGAUCCGGUCAUGGUAGCAACAUCGGGCAGCAAGUUGGUGGAGAACAACACCAUAAAAUUGUGCUUGAACACCAUUAUCCCCAAUGCAUACUUAUGCACCCCCAACUUCGUAGAGGCAGAGCACCUUUGGAAAGCUACUGGCCAGGAACCAUUACAGAUCAAUACCAUUGCUCAAUUCAAGGAUUUUGUGAUCCGCCUUCAAGGAGAGUUGAAAUGUUCUAAUCUUUUGGUGAAGGGUGGGCACAUUCCAUGGUUGAAUGGAAGCAGAUUCAAGGAGAAUUCUCCUUUGGAUAUGUCAAAUGGUUUGUCCGACUCUGAUUUUGAUUCAAAACAGGAAUUGGAGAUUGUUGAUGUUCUUUACCAGGCCAAGGACGAUGUAUUGGUGACUUUCAGGUCUCCAUACAUACAUUCAGAAGACACACAUGGCACAGGAUGUACAUUGGCUAGCUCUAUCUCAUCCAAUUUGGCCAAAAACUUCUCCCUCCAACAAGCAGUGACACUUUCCACUCAUUACAUACACAUGGGAAUGGUCAGCCUCCACCGCAAGUUAGGACAUGGUACAGGGCCCUUAAACCACACUGUCGGAGUACAAACUAGCGUUCGAAAUGUUCUCAAAGGUAAAAAUUACCAUUCAGAAAUUCAAAAUCAUCACGGAUCGUUGUUCCAAUACUUUAAAAAUCACGAUAAGGUCAAAGAGAACUGGAAGAAGUAUACUCAACAUGCCUUUGUGAACAAAUUGGCUAAUAACAAUCUCCCUUUCCAACUGUUUCUCUAUUUUUUAAAGCAGGAUUUCUAUUAUUUGAUCAAUUAUGCUCAAAUCCAUGGUUUGGCUGCGUCUGUAGCACCUAACUGUGAACAAAUUCAUGCUCAAUCUGCUAUCAUUGAAAACAUUAUGAAAGAGAUUGAAAGACACAAGGAGAAAUUACUAAAGGAGUAUGACUUUGACUUUGACAGUGCUGACUUGGAGGUUGAGCUUGCACCUUCUAAGGCUUGUGAGGCGUAUUGCGAUUACCUUUUGAAAGUGGGCAAGAACGAAGACUUUCUCGGCAUCAAGGUAGCUUUGGCCCCAUGCCUUCAUGGUUAUGCAGAGGCCGGGGCUUACGGGGCGGCCAUAAGAGAGGUUAGUAAUCUGUCGCUGACUGUACUUGAGCCCGAACAAGUGGUUGCGUAUACAUCGUGGCUUAGUGACUACACUUCAGAAUGGUACACCGCGGCGCACCACGAGGGUAUAGAGACGUUGGACUCCGUCUUCAGUCAACAUGAAGUUUCGGAGCAGAGAAUGGAUGAGCUUGUCGCAAUCUUCAACGAUGUUGUCUGUCUCGAAAUCGGAUUUUGGGAUGAAAUCAUCCGAAUUUCCUAG
Sungouiella intermedia is the source of this 1746-nucleotide messenger RNA. Lineage: Eukaryota; Fungi; Ascomycota; Pichiomycetes; Serinales; Metschnikowiaceae. The record is from the annotation of a GenBank genome assembly.